Molecule: messenger RNA, 540 nt
Organism: Peromyscus leucopus (white-footed mouse)
Lineage: Eukaryota; Metazoa; Chordata; Mammalia; Rodentia; Cricetidae
Gene: Defb118
Product: defensin beta 118
Exons: 2
Coding region: 30-407 (125 amino acids)
Biological process (GO): innate immune response
Cellular component (GO): extracellular region
Source: RefSeq, a predicted model, not a curated record
GCUCUACCACCUACUACUUCCCAAGAAGCAUGAGACUUCUGCUGCUGGCUCUGCCUGCCCUUGCUCUUCUACCCCAAGUGAUCCCAGCCUACAGUGGUGAGAAAAAAUGCUUGAACAGUUCGGGGAACUGCAGGAAAAACUGCGAAGAUGGAGAAACGAUACAGGACACAUGUAAAAAUCACCGAGUCUGCUGCGUUCCGAUCAUCAGGGCCAACAAGCCAAAGGCCUCGGUCAGGGUCAGCUGGACGACGGAGGAAACCACGACAAUGGAGUACGAUCUAAACUCAGAGUUCAUGGAUGUACUUAACACAGAGAUUGAUUCAGAAUACGUGGAUGUAAGAGGUGAGGAAAGAACAGGCCUGAGAGGCGGCUGGAGAGCUCUGUCUCUGGAGUCUGAGAGCUCAUGACUUCUCAGAUGUCACUCGCUCGUGUCCCAAGAGUGACAGACUAUGUUGUAUAUCUAAGGCACUGAAAUACCCAUGAGCCCCACUCACUCCCCAUGAUUCUAUUAUUCUAGAUAAAGAACCACUGUGUAAAGCA